Toxotes jaculatrix (banded archerfish) is the source of this 2241-nucleotide messenger RNA. RefSeq lists its product as uncharacterized. Lineage: Eukaryota; Metazoa; Chordata; Actinopteri; Toxotidae. The record is from RefSeq and is a predicted model, not a curated record. The transcript has 6 exons. Bases 260 to 1075 code for a protein of 271 amino acids.
AAAAGGCCAGUGAGAGGCAAGGAAGGUCUGAAAACAUUUUAGCCUUACUCCUGUUUGCAGUAACAGCUGUAGAUCUCAUCUUUAACUAGAUUAUCUCUCGCAAUGCAAUGGCAGCUGCCUUGAAGAUAUUGUUUUCUUUUGGGCCAUAAAUCUUCACCGAGUGAACUGCACUGCACCUUAACCUCUGAGAAAGUGAACACGGAGUGGAGGAGCUCCGUCUCGACUGUAGUGUCUGUCUCACCUUUGGAAAGUAGGUGUUAUGGAUCUACAGUAUUUCCUGUGCUGGAGAGUUGCCCUGCUGCUUCUCUUGAUGCCAUGUGGGCUCCAGUGUAUGUCAGUGCAAAUCCUCAAUGAAGAGCCUGUGCACGCAAUUCCCGGUUCCGUCCUGGUUCUGAAAGCCCGGAUCCAGCAGGGACCCCUGGAAGGCAUCUCCAUGGUAACCUGGGAACAGGAGCCCGAAACUGGAAUCGCUCCCGUGAGAGUGACACUGGCCACAUGCCCCGGUGAAAGCCUCAACUGUGUUGGUACGAGGCCAAACGUCCAUGGGAACGUGGAGCAGCAGGAGACGACACUUCAGAUUAACGGAUACAGCAGAGAGGACAGCGGCGUGUACGCUGUGACUGUGACUGAUCACACAGGAGCCAAGACCACUGCGCACUGCAUUGUCAGGGAAUAUGAGGCAGUGCACCACGUCUCUGUCAGCAUCAACGUGUCGCACUCCUCUCUGGUUUGUGGCGAGGCCUGGGGGACAGACCCACACUUCAGCUGGCUCCACGAGAGAGUCGCCAUCACCAGGACUGUAGGAACAGUUUCCAAAGACGGAACGACAUUGUUUGUGACCAUGAACCCGAUUUGUGGCCACUUCACCUGUAUGGUUACCAACAAACUGGGCUACAGUUCUGCCACUUUCACUGCAGCACCUUGUGAAACAGAGGGCAGAGGGACGACGGCAGCUGUAGUGUGUCUCGUCCUCCUGCUGCUGGUUGGAGGAGGGCUGGCAUUUCUGCUGUGGUGGAGACACAGGCGCAAUAACAGAGGAGAGAGUCUGCACGAACGUUUGGAUGACUCCAUCUAAGAGGGGGAAAAAAAAAAAAAAAAAAAAAAAGGUCUAAGAGAGGAGAACAGGGAAUGAACUGAACCGUGAGGGAGGAACUUCCUGUCCUGUGAGCAGUAUGACCUUACACUGCAGUGGAACAAUGUGAAGAGUGAACUGCUUGCUGGCAAAUAAAAAAUAUCUAAAAAUGGAUAUUCAACUUGAAGUACCAGCAGUGUCUUUAGACUGCCUCCUGCUGGGCUUCACCUGACACUGUGUAUUUAAUAGCAAAUGUAAUGAUCAUUUUGUACACUUGUAUAAUGUAUUUAAAUGUACUGUAUUGCCUUCAUAAUAAAAUCCCUUCAGAGACUCUUUUCCCCAUUACUGCAGAUGUUGAUUAGUUUUCUGCCCUCGCUAUUUUUGUUGGUUCACAGCUAUACAGUGAGCUCAACACUCCUCCAAUAAAGGUUACAGGCAGCAACACCAAAUUUAACCUUUGUUUAGCCUCAGCUCUCGCUCCUUUUUCUCUACCUCUAACCAGCUAGCCCCAGCCCAUCUCAUGAUAAUACUGAGUCACUGUAGUAUCCAGUCUGUCCUCAGUCCAACAUGAGAGGAUGAAGAAGGAGCACUGCCCAGAGAGUGUAUAUUCUACACCCUGUAAAAAGUAGAACAUUUGCACUGAAGUACAGUAUUUCAGUAAAAGCACUUAGUUAGAUAGAGGUUUCCACUACUGACUCAAUUCUUAUUUACAGUAUUUCAGUAGAUAAUCAUGUUAGUCCAGCUGGACUGAUGCAGUCCAUGUACUAAAAUUUGUUGUUUAGUUGUGUUUGUGUACUUACUGCACCUAUACAGUCCAUGACACCCUCUUUGAAGUUGGAUCAGCUACUAGAAUGAUGUGCAGGGUAUUUGCUGUGAAUACUUCAGAAGGGAAAAUGAAAUUGGUUAUUGAUGUCUGGCUUUGCUGUCUAGCCACAUUCUGCUACAGCAAGUUAUUUCUCUAUUGUCGAUGCAGAUAAAGAGUGGUCACAAAAAAUGUUCUGAAAAGGUCAUAGUAAAUGUUUGCUUAUUUUUUUUAUUUUAAAUUAAAUUAGUUCACCUGGUGAUGGAUCAGAGAGUCUAAACUUUCCCCCACAAAAAAUGUUCAGGUAAAUAAUAUUUCUCAUAAUUUUCUGUGUUUUGUUUUGGCUCUCUUAGGAUACCCAUUAAUA